AUGACUUCUUUUAUCUCAUUCCUCCUCCUCUCUCCGGCUAUCUACCUCCCUCCACAAGGACCGACCCUUCUUAAGGACGGAGGGAAACUCUCCUUCACAUCACUACGGCGACGCUUCUUCUCUCCUCCUCCCAGUGAGUCUAGUGUGGUAGCUGGAAUGGAGCUCGUGGCCGCAUUGUACGCCUCCUGUUUAGUUCUGACUGUGGAUUUGCUCUGUGUGUCCGGUCAUCUUACAGGCACAGAGAUGCCCUGUAAGGACUUCAGCCCCUCACCCUCCACACCCACCUCAGUCCAUGAACUUAGGCCUGGAGAUAUCAACGUGGUGGCUGCUUUGGGAGACUCUUUGACAUCAGGGAACGGUAUCGCAUCCGGCCCUGGCAACCUCCUGGACGUCUUGAAUCAGUACAGAGGUUUAUCCUGGAGUAUUGGUGGAGAUGAAAACCUCACAACUGUCACCACGCUGCCCAACAUCUUAAAACAUUUCAACCACAACCUGAUGGGCUACUCUGUUGGCAAGGGCAUCCAGCAAACUCCUCAGGCAUUCCUCAACCAGGCUGCAGCAGGAGCUAAGACCUAUGACAUACCAAAACAGGUGCGAGCCCUGGUGGCAAGGAUGAAGAAAAACUCUAGAAUCAAUUUUGAAUUAGAUUGGAAGGUGAUUACCCUUUUUAUUGGUGGAAAUGACAUGUGUGUCCACUGCUUCAACUCUCUCUUUUACUCUAAAGAGAAUUAUAUUCGCAACAUUCGAGACAGCCUGGAUUAUCUACACAAAGAGAUACCUCGGGCUCUGGUGAACUUAGUAGAGCCUCUCCAUAUUGUACCACUGAGAGAAAUGCACAGUGACACUUCACUGAAAUGUCCAACUUGGCUGCUAAAAAUACUGUGUCCUUGUGUUAUUUUGCCAAUGCCCAACUCUAAAGCUCUGCAAAUGAUGGAGGACAUCAAUAGAAACUAUCAGCGUUCACUGCAUGAGCUUGUGGAGUCAGGCCGGUACGACACUCGCUCAGACUUCACUGUGGUCAUCCAGCCUUUUUUCAGAAGCGUCGUCGUCCCCAGACUGACGGAUGGUCGUGUAGAUCGCUCCUUUUUCAGCGCUGACUGCUUCCAUCCCAGCCAGAAGGCCCAGACGAUGUUAGCUCGCUCCCUCUGGAACAACAUGCUGGAACCUCUGGGCAAUAAGACUACCAUACUGGAUUUUACUGUAGCCCUUGACUUGAAAUGUCCAACUACGACUUCACCAUUCAUCCGUACCUAUAACAACAGCAAUUACAUAUAUGGUGACCCCUCUCCAACACCUGGACCUAUCACAAACUGGGAAUCUGAUUUCUCCUGUGUGGACCUUGCUCCAUCUGACACUGUGCCAACUUCAGUUCACAAGCUGAGACUAGCAGACAUCAAGGUGGUGGCAGCACUAGGAGACUCAACAACGGAUUACAUCUUGAAGAAGUUCAACCCCUUCAUAAAGGGCUUCUCCAUGGGCCAAGGUUCCAGCCAGAAGUUCUUCAACACGGCUGUACCUGGAGCUGAGACUUCGUUCCAAGAAAUCUUAUUUUUUUACAGGGCCAGCUGCCCCUGUGUUAUCAAUCCAGCUGUAAACUCCCUUGAAGAGAUAAAACAAAUCAAUCGCAAGUAUCAGGCUGAGAUCGAGCAUCUUCUUUCUGGAAAUCGCUAUGAGGGAAAAGAAGACUUUGCUGUUGUCCUUCAACCCUUUUUACACAAUUCCUUUAUCCCUUAUAUUGGAGAGGGUGAGGUUGACUCAAGUUUCUUCUCUGUGGACUGUUUCCAUAUCAGUGAGCGAGCGCAUGCUGAGAUGGCCAUUGCCUUGUGGAAUAACAUGUUGGACCCAGUAGGCAGAAAGCAGAACUACAACAACUUCACAUAUGACCGCUCAAAGAUCCACUGUCCCUCUGAGGCCAAUCCCUUCAUCUUCGCUAAGAUCAACAGCCUACCAAGUCCACCAGUGAGCACCACCAGUCCUGCACCAACCAUCCCUGUGCCAAAAUGUCCCUCCUCCAUGCCUGUAUGGGUGCCAGUAAUUGUGGGAAUUGUUAGUUUACUGGCUGGCAUUGUUUUUGCCUGGCUAAUUCUCUCCAGCUGUCAGUGUCGGAAAAACAAAGUGGAGAAAGAUGUAGAAAUAAAAGGAACUAGUUUUUAAUGCAGUUGUUGUUGUGAUGCUGUAUUUAUUGUCAACAGUAUAU
Molecule: messenger RNA, 2197 nt
Organism: Etheostoma spectabile (orangethroat darter)
Lineage: Eukaryota; Metazoa; Chordata; Actinopteri; Perciformes; Percidae
Product: phospholipase B1, membrane-associated
Exons: 23
Coding region: 1-2154 (717 amino acids)
Biological process (GO): phospholipid metabolic process
Cellular component (GO): brush border membrane
Molecular function (GO): phosphatidylcholine lysophospholipase A1 activity; A2-type glycerophospholipase activity; retinyl-palmitate esterase activity
Source: RefSeq, a predicted model, not a curated record